AUGGCCCGGAAGCUCGUAGACGUGUGGAUUUCGGAAGGGUUCAUCCCCGAAGAAGCAGGGAAAACAAUGGAGGAGACGGCCAUGGCUUAUCUGGAUGAGCUGAUUGAUCGAAACAUGGUUCAAAUCAAGGACAUAUCCUUCGACGAUCGUGUUAAAAACUGCAUCAUGCACGAUCUCGUCCGAGACCUAUCCACCAGAAAAGCAGAGGAGGAGAUCCUGCACGAAGAUGGAGAAUCUUCGCACAAGCCCCGCCAUCGCGUCCUCGACUGCAGAGAGGGAAGGUUCAACGAUUCCAUUUAUGGAAACAAAGAGGCCCGGUCCCUCGUGGUCCGGCGUGGGGCCCAGCCCUACCUCUUCACACCAUCAUUCUCAUCUUACUGGAUGAGCUUCCAGCUCCUCAAGCUGCUCGACUUCGAAUGCUGCAUGGCAAUGACACAGCUACCAGUUUCAAUAGGUGCAUUGAUGGGAUUGAAGUAUCUGAAUCUGAGAAACACAGGCAUGAAGCAUAUCCCAAACUGGCUGCCUAGGCUCAUUAACCUCGAGGUUCUUGACAUACGGGGACUCGUGUGCAUCGAGUUGUCGGAUAUUCUAGUAAAAAUGAUCCGUCUGCGCCGCCUCUACGCGUCUGCAUUCUAUUUCGAGAAGCCACCGGAGAUCACUAGUCUGAAAUUUCUCGAGACGCUGAGCUACGUCAAUUUCGAGGAUUCAAACAUCCACAAAGUUACACACAUCACCAGUCUCUCCGAGCUGGGCGUAAACGUACUUCGAAUCUCAGAUUCGACUUGUUUUUUCCUGUUAUUGGGGAAGAUGGAGAAUCUUGUGCAUCUCAAGUUGAAGUUCUGUGAAACCCUAAAUUUGGAAAAGCUCGGAUCCUUACAUCGCCUCACGCGGCUCAAGCUUAACGGGGAGAUAACCGUUUUCCCCUCCGCUUUCCCUCCGAAUCUCUCACAUCUCACUUUGGAUCGGUGUCAACUCAAAGAAGAUCCCAUGCCGUUGCUGCAGAGGCUGCCGAAGCUGUCGCACCUCAAGGUGGACAGCGCGUAUGAGGGCACGGAGAUGGUGAUCUCACACGACGGAUUUCCCGAGCUCAAAGUCCUGAUUUUGGUUUAUUUGAUUAGGCUAAAGAGUAUACUAGUGGAGGAAGGUGCAAUGCCGGAGCUGGGCAUUGGAGAGGCUGCCGGAAGAGAUGACGAGGAAUCUUGA
This is a messenger RNA of Salvia miltiorrhiza (redroot sage), 1203 nucleotides long. RefSeq names its product probable disease resistance RPP8-like protein 2. The transcript has a single exon. NCBI's taxonomy places the organism in Eukaryota, Viridiplantae, Streptophyta, Magnoliopsida, Lamiales, Lamiaceae. The record is from RefSeq and is a predicted model, not a curated record. The coding region runs from base 1 to 1203 and encodes 400 amino acids. Gene Ontology annotation, biological process: defense response to other organism.